AUGUCUGUUGUGGUGAACUUUAGCGCGUCAGAUCCCGAUUCUUCUUCUUCAGACUUUGAGGAAGUGCAGUAUCCACCAAACAAUUGGGCUCACACGGACGAACAGCUACCUCUAUAUCAUAUGGAAGAGAAGGCGCGGAGGCGGACGAAAGGAGGAGGAGGACUCAGCUUUGAGAACGACGGGUAUGAGCUCACACAAAAGACGGACUACCCAUACGAUGACGAGGGAAAGGACGUCUACAACAAAAUGCACGCACCGAGGAGCGGUAUGGGCGGUGGGCGACCACGAAUGGCACCGCCACCACCCCCGACGUCCAUCCGAGAAUUCCUGUACCAAAACCUAGAACACAUCCCGCCCGUCGUCUACACCCUGCUCUCCUGCUACACCCGCUUCCACAAGAUCGGCCUGUCCAACAUCGUCGUGUGGGACGAAGCCCACUUUGGCAAGUUUGGGUCGCAUUAUUUGAAGCGCGAGUUUUACUUUGAUGUGCAUCCGCCGUUGGGGAAGAUGUUGGUCGGGCUGGCGGGUCUGCUGGCAGGCUACGAUGGGAGCUUCGAGUUCAAGAGUGGGGUGCAGUACCCCGACACUGUGCCGUAUGUUGCUAUGCGGGUCAUGUUGGCGACGUUUGGAGUGGCUAUGGUCCCGUUGGGAUGGUAUACUGCUGUCGAGCUCGGCAUGAGCCAGUGGGCUUGUCAUUUGGUGGCAUUGAUGGUUCUUCUGGAUGUGGGCUGGUUAUGUAUCUCUCGUUUCAUUCUUCUGGAUUCCAUGCUACUCUUCUUCACAUUCUUAACGGUCUUCUGCUUGACAAAGUUUCACAACCAACAAUAUCAACCUUUCUCUAUAGACUGGUGGUUGUGGCUGACAAUGACAGGGCUAUCUAUCGGUUGGGUUACCAGUGUGAAAAUGGUUGGUUUGUUCGUCACGGCUCUGGUUGGUCUAUACACCAUUGAGGAUCUCUGGGACAAGUUUGGCGACCUAAAAAUGCCUGUGCGUGAUCAACUGAAACAUUGGGGUGCCCGAAUAGCCUGCUUGAUUGUCCUUCCCAUUCUCACGUUCAUGGCGUCUUUCAAACUCCACUUCAUGGUUCUCAACCACUCAGGCCCUGGCGACUCGCAGAUGAGCUCGCUGUUUCAGGCAAAUUUAGUCGGAAACGACUUCAAGAACAACCCACUUGAGGUUGCGAUCGGUUCGAAGGUUACACUUAAGAAUGUUGGCUAUGGCGGUGGUCUUUUACACUCGCACGUUCAGACAUAUCCGACGGGGUCCACUCAGCAGCAAGUUACUUGUUAUCAUUACAAGGACGACAAUAAUCAAUGGAUCAUCUUACCGACGUGGGAAGAAGCCAACUACAACCCGAACGACCCCAUACGCUUUCUUCAGGACGGGGAUGUCAUCCGCCUCUCACACGGACCCACCACUCGUAAUUUACACUCCCACAACAUCCCCGCCCCGGUGACGAAGCUGGCUCAUGAAGUGUCGUGCUAUGGCAACGCGACUGUCGGUGACGCUUCAGACUAUUGGAUCGUCGAGGUCGUAGACGACAUCAGGCAAGGCAAAAAAGUGGAAAAGAUCCAUUCGUUGACCACGCAAAUGCGGUUCCGCCACAAGAACUUGGGAUGUUACUUGCGUGCAGCGAAUAGUGUUCUCCCACAGUGGGGCUUUAAGCAGAUUGAAGUCACCUGCACCAAUGACAACGACCCCAAGGACAGUCAUACAUACUGGAACGUUGAGAGUCAUUGGAACGACCGACUUCCCCCGGGUGACAUGAAGUUCUACAAAUCCCCCUUCCUGCGCGACUUUUGGCAUCUGAACGUUGCGAUGAUGACAUCCAACAAUGCCCUAGUCCCUGAUCCAGAUAAAGAAGACAUCCUCGCGUCGAAGCCGUCCGACUGGCCGUUCCUCCAUCUCGGACUGAGGAUGUGCGGCUGGGCAGACAAUCAGGUCAAGUAUUAUUUGAUGGGGACGCCUCUCAUCUGGUGGGGAGGCGCGAUCAGUCUGAUCCUGGCGUUGUUGACGUUUUUGGUGUACCUGCUUCGUAUGCAGAGGAAGUAUAUUGAUAUGGAGCCGAGGGAGUGGGAUCAUUUCUUGUAUGUGGGGAAGAUUGCAUUUUUAGGAUGGGCGCUUCAUUAUGUGCCGUUCAUGAUCAUGGGCCGUGUCACAUACGUCCACCACUAUCUUCCGACGCUCUACUUCUCCGUGCUGAUGUUUGCGCAUCUCCUUGAUCACUUUGUCUUCUCUUCGCGUCGUUUGACGACAAAAGCAAAAUGGAUCGUUUUUGGGAUCUGCUCGUCGUCGAUAUUCCUGACGUUCUGGUGGUUUAGGGGAGUCGCGUUUGGUAUAAGUGGGCCUAUAGCCGAACAUCGGGGGUUGCAGUGGCGUAAAAGUUGGAAUAUCUACAAUAAUUAA
This is a messenger RNA of Guyanagaster necrorhizus, 2406 nucleotides long. RefSeq names its product glycosyltransferase family 39 protein. NCBI's taxonomy places the organism in Eukaryota, Fungi, Basidiomycota, Agaricomycetes, Agaricales, Physalacriaceae. Gene Ontology annotation, biological process: protein O-linked glycosylation via mannose. Gene Ontology annotation, molecular function: dolichyl-phosphate-mannose-protein mannosyltransferase activity. Gene Ontology annotation, cellular component: membrane; endoplasmic reticulum. The transcript is spliced from 9 exons. The record is from RefSeq and is a predicted model, not a curated record. The coding region runs from base 1 to 2406 and encodes 801 amino acids.